AUCAUAAGGAGGCGCUUCCUCGGAGAAGACAUCGAGGGUUUCAACAUUCACAAUAUCAACGGCACUCAAAUCAAGAGAACGUUCUCGAUUCGGUUCCGUAUCGUCUCGUUCUGAUCCGAACGAGCGAGACAUCGGAGGAUAUAAAGUUGCGCGUUAGCAGACGUAGGCUUUCAGUUCUCUGUUUACUUCUAUUCGCAUUCGUUGUACAGUUGUGAUCAUCCGAACAACGAGAAAACUUUCUCCGUAGUUCUGUUGUGUAGAACUUGAUUUCGUGUCCCAGACAACGAUGGCGUACUACCAGAAUCCCUACGCUCCUCCGGCAGCUAACCAGCAAGUGCUGAAUAUGUUUUACGCAGUGGACAGGGACCGGUCCGGUCAGAUCACAGCGACUGAACUCCGCGAAGCUCUCAUAAACUCUAAUUGGAGUCCAUUCAAUGAAGAAACGUGUCGACUCAUGAUCUCUAUGUUCGAUCGUGACCAUAGUGGGACAAUCAACAUUCAAGAAUUCCAACAAUUAUAUGAGUACAUUGAGCAAUGGAAGAGAUGUUUCCAGAGCUUCGACAAAGAUAACUCAGGUAACAUCAGCCCCGAUGAGCUCCACCAGGCUCUAUGCGCUUUCGGUUACAGGUUAUCCCCCCGAUUCGCGCAUCUUCUCGUGAGAAAGUUUGAUCGUUUCGGAAGACAAUCGAUGGAGUUCGACUGCUUCAUUCAAGCGUGCGUGAUGCUCAAGUGUCUCACGGACUCGUUCCGGAUGAAGGAUACCCAGCAGAACGGGACGAUUGUCAUCCGCUACGAAGACUUCCUUGAAAUGGUCUUCAGCAAUGCCAUGUAUUAGAAUCAGCACGAAGUACCGAAAUCCGGGUUCGAGAACAUUUGUGCCUCGUGCCGCCGAAUCGUUCCUCAAUCCAUGAUUUCUGUGCUCCGUCUAUUCAAUGGAGUCAGCCAUAUUUCCGGAGCAGUAUUCUGAGAUAAUUAACCGCAGAACUCCACUUUCUAUAUCUCUUUGACGGGGAGGAAAACAUUUCAGCAUCUAAUAUAGCCGUUCCGAAUAUUAUUUGUCCCUAUCCCAAAUCUCCGUAAUCCUCCGUGCCCGGUAUUUUGUGUGGAGUUUUGUUUCAUCGAGAACUUCACGGUUCCUUCUCCGGAAUCCGUGUACCUCCACCGGGUACUCGCGGAAAAGCGUCGGCCUCGGAUCGCUGUCUUCGGAGUCUGUGACGAAGGAGCUAGAUUCUCGCUCGAGGAGACUCAGAGAAUAAAUGCAGGGAAUGCCAAGAUAUCAGA
Molecule: messenger RNA, 1281 nt
Organism: Galendromus occidentalis (western predatory mite)
Lineage: Eukaryota; Metazoa; Arthropoda; Arachnida; Mesostigmata; Phytoseiidae
Product: programmed cell death protein 6
Exons: 4
Coding region: 287-835 (182 amino acids)
Molecular function (GO): calcium ion binding
Source: RefSeq, a predicted model, not a curated record